Heteronotia binoei (common prickly gecko) is the source of this 1167-nucleotide messenger RNA. Its product is annotated as leukocyte elastase inhibitor-like. Gene Ontology annotation, molecular function: serine-type endopeptidase inhibitor activity. Lineage: Eukaryota; Metazoa; Chordata; Lepidosauria; Squamata; Gekkonidae. The record is from RefSeq and is a predicted model, not a curated record. The coding region runs from base 1 to 1167 and encodes 388 amino acids. The transcript has 6 exons. Gene Ontology annotation, biological process: negative regulation of endopeptidase activity.
AUGGCCUCGUCCCUCAGCGAAUCAAAUGCAAAAUUUGCCCUUCACUUUUACCAGAAGCUGAGCCAGGCCAAACCCUGUGGGAACCUCUUGUUUUCUCCUGCAAAUCUCACAAGUGCCCUGGGCCUUCUCCUUUAUGGAGCUAGGGGCAGCACAGCACACGAAAUAGAAAAGAAUGUUCUUGAGUGUGAAUGUGAGCAGCCUGAAGGUAACCAUACUGAAUUCCACAAAAUCCUGGCCAGCCUCAAUACAGCCACCACAAACUAUGACCUAAGCUUUGCCAGUCGUCUCUAUGGAGAUGACUCCAUCACUUACAACCAGGAAUUUGUGUUCUGUGCAAUGAAGCUGUAUCUGACACAAGUCAGCAAUGUUGACUUUCAAAAUGCUCCAGAAGAAUUCAGGAAGAUUAUAAACACAUGGGUUGAAGUCCAGACGCAUGGCAUCAUGAAGAAUCUCUUGCUCAAGAAAAACGUCACUUCUCUAACUCAACUGCUCCAUGUGAAUGCCCUCUACUUCAAAGGACAAUGGGAUGCGCAGUUUGACAAGCGGCUCACCAAAGAAAGUCCCUUUCAUGUGAACGAGAUGACCUAUAAUACCGUGGAUCUGAUGCAUCGCAAAGGCCAGUAUAGGACGGGCAACAUUGAAUUACGCGACAUGCGCGUUCAGGUGCUCGAAAUCCCCUACAAGGAUAACGAACUGAGUAUGUUCAUAUUCUUGCCAGAUGACUGCAGUUCAGAAUGCCUUCAACAGCUAGAGGAAGUGCUUACCUAUGAGAAGGUAGCAGAAUGUAUCUGUCAAGCACAACUUAAACUGGAAGAGGUCGAAGUGGCCAUUCCCAAAAUCAAGAUGGAGAAGGAAAUUCUAGCCUCCCAAAUUUUGGAAGUUCUCGCUGUGACUCAAGUGUUGGAUCCCAAGAUGGCCGACUUAACUGGAAUAACACUGACGGAAGACGUGGCAUUGAGUGAGAUUGUCCACUGCACUUCUCUGGAAAUCGACGAAGAGGGUGGUGAGGAGCCGCACUGCCUGAAAGACGGGGAUCCGAAUCACCCAGAGUGUGUGCAGUUUGUGGCUGACCACCCUUUCUUCUUCUUUGUGUUGCACAAUAGCACUGGCAGCAUCCUGCUCCUGGGCCGGUUUAUUAAACCUGAAAGGAAGUAUGGUUUCCAUUAA